AUGUAUCCCCUGUCCCUGUCUCCAUCUCUCCCUAUCUCCCUCUAUCUCUCCCUGUCUCCCUCUAUCUCAAACACAUGUUUUGUUUUUCAUAGAUAUAUUUUUGAGAUCUCCAGAAGAUACCCCAAAGCAUUAGUUGUUGUAAUCCUUGAAGCAACUAAAAACUAUAACAAAAUCUUGGAAACUUGCUGUGCAGCAGCUGAUAAAGAUGUCUGUAUCAAUGAAAAGGCAACAGAAGCCAAAAAGAAAUUCAGGGAAAUACUUGAAGAACAGGAAUAUACUUGUUAUAAUCUGAAGAAAUAUGGAAAAGAUAAAUUACAUGCAUUGAAAUUUAUUGAGACACAUGAAAAGUUUGUCAAUGCUAAUCAGGAAACUAUAUCCCAUAUUGUUAAAGUUGUUGUGCACAUCUAUGAAGAAAUCUGUAAGGGGAAUUCCGUGGAGGUUUUAGUUGAUAGAAUAGCCCUGUCACAAUAUGCCUGUGAGCACAAAGAUGCUAUAUCUUCUAACAUUGCUCCUUGCUGUGAAAAGCCUCUGGUGGAAAGGCCAAACUGCCUUGCUACUUUAGAAAAUGAUGCAAGAUCUCCGGAUCUGCCCCCACCAUCUGGAGAAAUAUUAAAGGAGACAGAAGCAUGUAAAUCUUAUACUGAACAUAGAGAUGACUACAAGGAAAGCUUCCUCUUUACAUUAACAAGAAAUCAUCCUGAACUUUCUAAACUGAUUGAUCUGGAAAUUUUGCAUAAAUAUGAACAACUGUUGGAAAAAUGCUGCCAACUAGAAGACCACGUACAGUGUUUGCAUACAGGGGAAGAACAACUUAAAUCAUACAUUACUAAGAUUAAUGAAGUUGUGAAGAAUAAUUGUAAUAAUUAUAAAGAAAUAGGAGGGUACUUCUUCCAAAACGAAUAUUUGAUCAAGUAUAGCAAAAUUAUACCACAGGCUCCAACUUCUAAGCUGAUUGAGUUGACCGAAAAAGUGGCAAAGGUAGCUGAGAAAUGCUGCCAUUUAGAUAGCAAUCACCAAGUCUUAUGUGCUUUAGAAAAUACAGAUAAAGUGAUAGGAUCUAUAUGUAGCUAUCAUGAGGAACAUCAUACAAACAAACAAAUUUGCCAUUGCUGUGACUCCUCCUUUAUCAGCCGUUGGGAAUGUAUCAAUAACUUAGGACCAGAUCCAUCCUAUGUCCCUCCUCCAUUCAAACCUAAAACACUGGAUGCCCCCGAGAAUUUGUGCUCACCUAAUGAAGAGACUGUGCAGAAAAGUAAGCAAAGUUUGCUUAGUGACUUGAUAAAAUCCAAACCUAAUAUCCCAGAUGAAGAGCUUGCCGUUGGAAUCCUAGCUUUCCGUGAGCUCCAAACAGAUUGCUGUGCAGCUGAAAACAAAAAAGAAUGCUUUGACACAAAGGGUCAAAAACUGGUUGAACAGCUUCAAAGUGGUCAUAUAACUGAGUAACUAUCUUAGCUUCCACAAUGGAAGAAUGCUGGAGAUAAAGAAUCCAAACAUCCCCAAGCAUCUUUGGUUGCUGCUUUCAUGUCAGCCUUCUAAUGUCAAGGAUCUCCAAUUUGAUUCUUGGCUAAACAAUUAUUUCUUAUGAAAGUGUCACCAUCUUUAAAAUGAAAAUAAAUAAAAGCUUUAAAAAGAAA
Messenger RNA from Notechis scutatus (mainland tiger snake), 1634 nucleotides. NCBI's taxonomy places the organism in Eukaryota, Metazoa, Chordata, Lepidosauria, Squamata, Elapidae. The record is from RefSeq and is a predicted model, not a curated record.